Messenger RNA from Styela clava, 2382 nucleotides. RefSeq lists its product as uncharacterized. Gene Ontology annotation, molecular function: protein binding. The record is from RefSeq and is a predicted model, not a curated record. Lineage: Eukaryota; Metazoa; Chordata; Ascidiacea; Stolidobranchia; Styelidae.
UUGAGACAAGCAUGGCGCGAUAUUACUCAUCUGACGUGGUGCCAGACGCCCCUCGUUCGUGAGACACAUAGAGUUUGUUUUAUUUAGCCAAAUGGAGGGGAAUUCUUGGAAUUUGGAUAGUGUGCUGCUGUACUGUAUAAAAUACAAAGAUGCCUUUAUGACCUCUGAUCGGUUUUUCAAAUCUCCUUUCACCGUGGAAUGCCAUUUUUAUGUUUUUAUUUUAUGCUAGUAUUUUUUCGCAUCAAGUUCAUUUCCGUACGAACUGUAUCUGAAACAAAUAACUGGCUCACUAAUCCCAUACCCGGCAUAGUGCCACGAAGUUUUUGUGACAUGCCUCGUGGCGUCUGGCAUAAACCUGGAUUAGCUGAGCAGCCACUAAAGAACUGUAAAUUACUUUCACAGUCAUACGGUACCGUACCUGAUUUUAGCUUAAUCCACCUCUAUUUGAGUGAGGUUAUCUAUCCGGAGGUUUUGUUGAGUUAGAAAAUGAUUCCUAAAUCAGCAGAGCUGGUAAAGGCCACACAGUCAGAUCGUCUUAUGACGUCAUUUGAUCGUUUCCAACAAAAUGGGUUUCUUUGUGAUUUCGCCGUUGAGGUUGGUGGAAAAUCAUUUCGUGUUCAUCGAGCUGUGUUAGCUGCCUCCUCGGAAUACUUUGAAGCCAUGUUUUCAAGCAACAUGAAGGAAGUUCAUGACGGUCAUGUAAAUAUGAAGGAUGUCGAUCAGGAUGGGAUCGCACAAUGCAUAGAGUUCAUGUAUAAAGGAAAGGCAGAUUUGAUAAUGGAAAACAUUCAACAUAUCCUGCAAGCAUCCCAUUUUUUACAAAUGGUAGAUUUGAUGAAAUAUUGCUUUCAGUAUCUUCAAUCACAUAUUUCCCCAAUGAAUUGUCUCUCUGUUAUGAUAUUGGCUGAAACUUACAAUCGCCAAGAUGUAAAAGAGUUGGCAGAACAAGUUGCUGUCACCGAUUUCAAGUCUGUGAUUCCUUCACAGAUGUUUCCAUCCAUUAAAAAAUCGGAUCUCUUGCGUUUCUUGAAAAAUGAGUCUUACCAAACAGUAUGGCAAGCUGUCAAAACUUGGGCAAAAGGAAAAGGUGAUGCUGAUAUUUCUAAUUUCAUAGUUGACACAGGAAAAUUCCCAUUCAAAUUCAUUCUGGGAACAGUGCUAGAGGAUCCACUUGUGAAAAUGAACGAAACUUCAAGGAAUACAAUAAUCCAUGACUUGUUUUUGGAUGUCAACAAUCUUGAAAACAAUCUCGACAUUGACAACUGCUUUAUUCUGAAAAAUCUAGCUGAAAGUUACCAAGUCAAUGAUCCGACAACAGUCGCUAUUUUAAUUGGAUUUUUGGAGUCUCAUUUUGAGGAGAUAGUUGAGAAAAAUGAGUUCUGCCAUAUCAGCAAAAAUGAUGUUAUGAAGCUUCUGGGAUCAUCCAAUACAAAAUGCGAUUCUGAGAAAGUAAAAUGGCACGCGGCCAUCAAAUGGGUCAAAUAUGACAUUCAAAAAAGAGAGACAGAUUUCCAGGAUCUAUUUGAGCAUAUUGACCUUGAAAAAUUUCCAGUAGAGUUCCUGAAAACAACAGUACGAUAUGAUCGGUUGGUCAGAUCUUCUGAGAAGUGCAUCGAUAAACUAAUGGACGAAGUAAUGUCAAGGGCUCCUACCAAGCAGCAUGAUCAAACUACAGACACGGAAACUUCUAGCCAAUCAUCUUCGAAUCGAUCCAAGUUAUCAAGCCAGGGCUUAAAAUCGCAUGCAACUGCCAGAGGACCAAGGAGAGGCAAUUUGGAUUUGAAAAGUGGUGGAAUUUCUCAGCCUCAAAGAGCAACUACUCCUGGUCUUAGAAUUAUCAACCAACAACCUUCCGAGGGGAGUUUUUCUGUGGGAUUCUUGCUGAAAUCAUUACCAGGACAUUCCGAAUGUGGUACUAUUGUGAUCACCUACCUGUUUCCUCCUGGAAAUGUAAAGGGGGUUUCCUAUGAAGGACAAAAAUUUACGGAAUAUUUGCCGGGGAUUGAUGAUAAACAAGAAAUUCGCAGUUUGCUUGAGCGGGCAUUCAAUGCAAAAAUACUCUUCAAGAUUCUGGAAAUUAGUCUUGGUCGAGGGCAAAUCAUAUGGAAUGACGAAUUCCCUCACAAAACCAAACAAGACUGGAGUUCCAAGAAUAACGGAUAUCCUGAUAUGAAUCAUGUGAGGACACUUCAAAUUGCGCUGAAGGCAAAGAAAUUUCAAUAAAAAGACCUUGCCAACCAAAGGACAUGCUUAAAUACUAAAUGACAUGUAGAGCUUUAAUGGCCGAAAAAUUAAAUAAUUACUUGCAAAUAGCAUUAAUUUUAACAGAAAUUACCUUGUUUUGAAAUCAUGUCUUAUCUUUAUUCAAUCAAAAUAGUUGCU